This is a messenger RNA of Carya illinoinensis, 1732 nucleotides long. Its product is annotated as RING-H2 finger protein ATL16-like. Bases 431 to 1390 code for a protein of 319 amino acids. Gene Ontology annotation, biological process: protein ubiquitination. The record is from RefSeq and is a predicted model, not a curated record. Gene Ontology annotation, molecular function: transferase activity. Lineage: Eukaryota; Viridiplantae; Streptophyta; Magnoliopsida; Fagales; Juglandaceae. The transcript has a single exon.
ACUGCAUAGCAUCUCCAUGCAACAAAGCCCUUCUUCAAGUUUUCAAGCUUUUUCAUGUACCUUUCUGCCAACAUUAAUGUCUUCAAGUCAAAUCCUAGGGCUUCGGCCCCUCUCCAACUCUGGUCAUCUCCAUGUAUGUCUAUGCGCAUGUAUCUUAGAAUCUUUCACUCCAUCCAUUUGAUUGGGUUCUUUAUUCUUUAUUAAAAUCAAUCUUUUGCUAAAUUUUCUAGCCCCCACUCUUUUUCUUCCACUUGGAUUUCAAUAAGCUUUUUGCCACUCCCUCAAGUCUUUCUCUGAAUAUAAAUUACUGUAUCUAAGUCACUAGCAUGAGUCAUUCUAUUCAAGAUCUUAGUAGAACCAUUACUCAUACCCAAAUAUCCAUCUCUAUUUCUGUUUCAAACAUCUCAAAGUUCCCAUUGAACCAUCUGCCAUGAAAAACCAGACGAACACAAUUCAUCAGCCAUCCCUGCCUACUUCUGAGUCCUCUUUUCCCACACUAGCCAUUGGUAUUCUAUGCAUCAUGGCCACUGCUUUCUUACUAGUUAGCUACUGCAUCGUUGUGACCAAGUGCUGCUCAAACUGGCACCAAACUAAUCUGCUGAGAUGGUUUUCUACAUUGCGAGCAAGACAUCGUGAAGAUCCCUUUAUAGCUCUCUCUCCAUCGAUUUGGAAUCAUGGGCUUGAUGAAUCGGUCAUUAGUGAAAUCCCAAGGUGUCAAUUCAGAGGAGAAGGUAAGGCCAGAUCAAGUGUCUGCUGCGUGGUUUGUUUGAAUGAGUUUCAAGAAGAGGAUAUGCAAAGAGUUCUUCCCCAAUGCAGUCAUGCAUUUCACCUAGAUUGCAUUGAUAUAUGGCUUCAAAACAAUGCAAACUGUCCUCUUUGCAGAUUAAGCAUUUCUGGCACGAGCCGGUCUGGUAUUGACCGUAUCAUUGCACCAAGCUCUUCACCACAAGACUCUCAGAUCUCGCACAAUAGCUUCAUGAGUAGUGAUGAAGACUUCGUGGUGAUUGAAUUGGGGGGAGAAGAUGAAGUUGCAUUGCUACAAAGGCAACAAGGGAGAAACGAUUCAAUAGAAGUUCCAGUGCAGCCUAAAAACCAUUCACCAAUGAAGUUGGAAAAGAAGCUUGGAAAGUUAAAACCAAGAAAUUUGCAGCAUGUUUCAAUCAUGGGAGAUGAGUGCGUUGAUAUAAGAGAAAAAGAUGAUCGGUUUUCUAUUCAACCCAUCAGAAGAUCUUUCUCAAUGAACUCUGCAUCUGAUCAACAGGUUUACUUAAACGUUCAAGCAAUCAUUCAACAGAAAAGACAUCGCCAUCGUAUUGAGGUUAGUACAAGUGCAGAUUGUGAUGGCAGAAGAAGCCCAAGGAUCCAGAAAAGCAAUUCUUCUUCCUAUUAGUUUUACAUGUAAUGUGAGAAUUCGUUUUCUUUACAUCAAUUUCCGUUUUUUUUUUUUUUUCCCCUUUUCUUUUUGGGAGUGGAGGUGCUUUGAGUUAACAGAAAAAUUCCGUCUUCAUUUUUUUAUCCUUCUGCAUCGUAUUAAUUUGUUCUUGAUCCUCCUGGAGAGAUAACGAUAGCUGUAAUUCCCUUUAAUGGAAGCCAGAGUAGAGGGGCCGCUGGGAAUUAAUGACCAUAACUAAAGCCAUUACACAAGAUUUGUUUUUUUUUUUCUUUAAAGUCUCAAAUAGUUUUGGCAAGACGUUUUCACUGUUCGGUCCCUUCCCGUGUUGGUGUCGGUGGG